AUGGUCAAACAUCAACAACGUUCCUUGAUGCGUCGUGGUCGGCAAAGAAAAGAACACGAAAAGCAACGGAAAGGAGCGUCCUCUAGGAAGGCUCAACAAUUGGAAAAUAUCGGAAUGAUGGCAGCCAAGGGUGUGGAUGAAUCUGCUCGUGUUUAUGAGAUGCAAUUUGAGCAAGGUCAUAACAAACCUGUGAAAGGAAAGGAGGAAAAACAUGUAUCGUCAAAAAACAAGGCCGUCAUUGCUUUUAUGAAUCAACAAAAGAAUGCACAAAAAUCAUCAGCAAUGAAUGGUGAUGAUGCAAAACAUACUUCUACACAACAACAUAGGCGCAGAUUGAAUAUUGACACGGAUGCAACUACAAAGCAACAACGAUCAUCGGAACAACCACAACAACACUCAUCAAGUAGUAUGAAUGAUAGCGUUAAUAGUAGUAGCAAUAUGAAGAGUUCACCUUCAUCAACAGAAGAAGGAGCCUCACGAGAGAAUGUAGGUUCUGUUCAUUUGAGUCGACCAACAAGAGGAGCUCUUGUCACAGCAAUUAAAACCGGAAAUUUAGACCUUGUGCCAGACACAUUGAAAGGUCUAUCCAAGGAUCAUGAAUUUACAAAAGCAAAACUGAAAAAGAAAGUCUAUUGGAAAAUGAAGAAGGAAAAAGAAAUGCUCAAGAAAUUAAAAAAAAAUCUCAAUAAGGAACUUGCAUUAGAAAAAAGCAAAGUAAAGAAACACAAGAUGAAGAAUGCCAAAUUCGAAGAUUUGGAUGAAUUCCUCGAUGAAAAAGAAUAUCUCAAGAAUGAACGAAAGAAGAGAGAAGCUCUCAUGACGCUAGAAAAGGACGAAGUGGCCGAUGAAGUCACCUAUGAUUCUGAUGACAUGCUCGAGCAAAAGAGAGAUGAAGUUGCAUUUGGUGAAGUCGCACAAGAGCCUCCUCGACUCUCAAAAUUAAGAAGCAAUUUGGAAAAGAAAAUUGAAAAGAAAAAGCAAGAGGAUGUUGAAAUGGAAAAGAUGCGAGAGGCAGAACGAAAACGAGUCAUGGAAAAUUACAAUAGAAACAGACUGUUACGACAGCAACAAAAAGAGGCUGGCACUGCUCCUACAGAACAGUCUCUCAUGCUUGACAAGUUAAAGAGUUUGGCAGCUCUCAGGAGUAUGAAGUUAGAGUAG
Messenger RNA from Naegleria lovaniensis, 1161 nucleotides. RefSeq lists its product as uncharacterized. The coding region runs from base 1 to 1161 and encodes 386 amino acids. The transcript has a single exon. Lineage: Eukaryota; Heterolobosea; Eutetramitea; Acrasida; Naegleriidae. The record is from RefSeq and is a predicted model, not a curated record.